GUGAAUAAGUACAUUAGCAAAGACCCUGGGAUGUACUAGUACAAGUAGAAACACUGCGUCACAGGAUACAAUAUAAGACAAUCUUGGAAAAGAACGAGCAGUUCAGGAUAUAACCAAAACAGAAAAAUUCCCACGGAUUAGAUAUUACGUUUUUUGUAAGAGGACACAAAUACUUUGGAAUUCGUACCAUAAUCCUCGCAUACAUCAGUGACCGAUAUUUUUAUCAAGGCUAGGAUGUCUGCAUGACAAGCUUGAAUAUGCUGUAAUUCCUGAUAUAAAUUCGAUUUAAAGUGUUAAGGAUAUACAUCUCCACCCUCAUACGGAUUAUACGUCAGCUAGAACUAUAAUAGGAUGGGUCAGCCAGCGACCCCUUACCAGAAAAUGUUUGAAGAUGCAGUGAAGCGUGGGGAUAUGUUAAAUUUACAGACUAUCUUAGAAGAUAGGGGUGGCAAAAUAAACGUUAAUCUAUAUGACACAGAAGGGCAAACAGCCCUGCAUCAAGGAUGCUUAGAAGGUAAUUUAGAACUUGUUAAAUUGCUUGUCAAUUUUGGUGCAGAUGUUCGACUUUGUAAUCGGGACGGUUGGGCCCCCCUUCACAUAGCCGCUUAUGGGGGUCAUAACGAAAUUACGUUAUACUUGAUAAACGCUAACAGAAUAAACAGUAAGAACGCUAGAAAUAACCAACAGCCACAAGAGGAGAGGACAUAGG
This is a messenger RNA of Owenia fusiformis, 709 nucleotides long. The record is from the annotation of a GenBank genome assembly. Lineage: Eukaryota; Metazoa; Annelida; Polychaeta; Sabellida; Oweniidae.